AUGUCGCACUCCUAUUAUUAUGGCCAUAAAGAUAUUAAAAACGAUUCUUCUGCCUUGUUAGCUGCGAAUCUCGUGAAAUUAGAACAACUACAAGCGGAGGCUGGCAUAGAAAUACUCGAUCGUACCUCACGAAUGUCCAUAGAUGUGAAUGUGACACGAACAAUGUCUUUUGAUGCUUUUUCAAAUGAACCCAAUAAGGAUCUAAUGAAGCAAUUCAUUGAAUCUUUAAAUCCCAUACAAAAAGUGGAGUGGCUGGAAAGUGGUUUUGCGGGAAAGAGUUAUCUUAUUGUCACAGCACCAGUAUUAUUUGUCCUACAGCUUUUUAUUCCCGUUGUGGACUACGAACGAGAACGUCAUGGCUGGUCGAAAUUAUUGAACUCGAUCCAAAUCCCUUUUGUACCAUUGAUUGUAGUGUAUGCGCUGUCAACAAAUGUAUUUUUACUAGGCUUGCCACUUUGCUGUCACACUUUACCGAUUACCAUACCCAUAUCGUGCUAUAUGCUAUAUACAACACGAACCGAUAUUCCACCCAAUUAUCAUCAAGUCAUAGCUUUGUAUGGUGUUGCUUGUUCCAUUUUAAUAAUUUACUACUCGUCCAGUGAAUCCGUCGAAAUAUUGCGCGUCAUUGGCAUUGUGACCAACAGAAGCAACUCAUUCCUUGGAUGCACCUUACAAGCCUGGGGUAAUAGUAUUGGCGACUUGGUAUCAACCAUUGCUUUGGCACGCCAUGGAUAUCCGCGAAUGGGUUAUGCUGCUUGUUUCGGCGGUCCAUUUUUUAAUUCGAUUUCAUCAUUUGGAGGGGUUUUUAUAUACGAAACCUUUCGUAGCGAAACACCUAUAUCCGUUCCGCAAGGCAGCUUAGGCGAAAAUUGUGUAAUUUUCCAGUUUAUAGCUGCAUUAUCAGUUUUGGCUUGGUCCACUUUAACGAAUUUUUCCGCUCGACGAAGUAUUGGUGUCUUCAACUUCAUAUUAUAUGCAAUAUUUUUAGUUUUCGUGUUCUUGGGAGAAUUAGAAAUUAUUGAAACGUUCGCUCCUGAACAAGAAGAAGAAAUGCUGGAAUCGUAGAAAUCAACAAGGAAAAAGCUUUGCAGUUUUGAUGAGUAACUUUUGUUCAUAUCGCACAAAUUCUUCAGAUGUGUAUUAACUCAAAAUGACCCGCUCGCCAGAAAAUGCUAAAAACUAUUUUUACUUUACAUUCUUUCUACAAAUUACACUAAAAUUUUGCCCCAACUUUUUCUGAAAGGUAAAUAUGUAGAUACAUAUAAGGUCUGUGAACAUUUUAGCGCAUAUAAAAAUUUACAAAUUUUGAAAUCAUACACUUUUAAAGAACGUGUGCGAUAUAUAUAAUGAAUCGGUUAAUUACAAAGGGGAAUAAGUCAGAAAUUUUCGAUAUGAAACUCUGUUAAACUGCAUCAAAUUUUCCAUAUCGGAAAAAUGCUGACUUAUUCACGUUGAUAAUUAACCGAUUCAUAUAUCGACACCUGAGUGGAAGAUGGACCUAUCUCGGCAGCCACUUUGAAAACGCCCUAUCUCAGAAAGCUUUUCAAGAACGCCCUAUUUAAGAAUUUUAUUGCAAAACACCCUAUCUCAGAAUUUGGUUGAAGAAGGCACCACUACCUCAGAAUUCAGUUUAAAAACGCCCUAACUCACUUCACAAUGUAUUGAAAAUGUGCUGACAAAGGGCGUAUUUGAACCGAAUUCUGAG
This is a messenger RNA of Rhagoletis pomonella (apple maggot), 1705 nucleotides long. Its product is annotated as mitochondrial sodium/calcium exchanger protein-like. Gene Ontology annotation, biological process: monoatomic cation transport; intracellular calcium ion homeostasis; transmembrane transport. Gene Ontology annotation, molecular function: calcium:sodium antiporter activity. The record is from RefSeq and is a predicted model, not a curated record. The coding region runs from base 1 to 1065 and encodes 354 amino acids. Gene Ontology annotation, cellular component: membrane. The transcript is spliced from 6 exons. NCBI's taxonomy places the organism in Eukaryota, Metazoa, Arthropoda, Insecta, Diptera, Tephritidae.